Molecule: messenger RNA, 3101 nt
Organism: Sorghum bicolor (sorghum)
Lineage: Eukaryota; Viridiplantae; Streptophyta; Magnoliopsida; Poales; Poaceae
Product: pentatricopeptide repeat-containing protein At3g16610
Exons: 1
Coding region: 405-2744 (779 amino acids)
Biological process (GO): RNA modification
Molecular function (GO): zinc ion binding; RNA binding; protein binding
Source: RefSeq, a predicted model, not a curated record
UCAAACAGAGCAUCGCCUUGCCGUGCACUAGACCACCUUACCCGACUCACCGAGCCCGCCCUCAGCCGCCGGCCGCCCUCCGCCGUCGCCGCGCUCAUCUGCCCGACUGCCCCUGUGCCCAUCUUCCGCUGGGGAUUCGAAGGAGGUGGCCGCGGCUCCAGUUGUGGCAGAUAGCAGCUUGGUGGCACUGUGGCAGAGAAGGGGAAGGCGUGGUCGGCGGCGUGCCUGGGCGGUGAGGAGGGAUCGACGUUCUACUGCCAAAUGUAGCCGUCUUGCGCAAUGCAGUGUCCGCGGCGAAGAGUUCACGCGUCCGCCACCACUACCCCGCUUACCCAUCGCCGUCUCGUUGCCGCAUCAUCAAGGCCAACACCCUUCCGCCACUGCCGCUCUCUUGCGCUCGCGCCAUGGGCCUCCCGCGAGGUCAUCUCCGUCCCUUCUCCACCGCCGCCGUCCGCCUUCGCCGGCCUCCCUCCGGCUCCAUCUCUCACGAGGUCAAAGACAAUAAAGAAUGGCAGCAGGAGCUGGAGCAGCACAUCGCCCGCGGGCAGCUGGCCCUUGCCCGCCAGGUGUUUGACAGAAUCCCCGCGCCGGACGCGCGCGCUUACAACGCGCUCAUCCGCGCUUACUCCUGGCGCGGCCCCUUCCACGCCGCCAUCGACCUUUACCGCUCUAUGCUCUACUUUCGCGUGCCCCCCAACAAGUACACCUUCCCCUUCGUCCUCAAGGCAUGCUCCGCGCUCGCUGACCUCUGUGCUGGCAGAACCAUCCACGCCCACGCCGCCGCCGUGGGCCUCCAUACUGACCUGUUUGUCUCCACCGCCCUCAUCGACCUGUACAUCAGGUGCGCCCGAUUCGGCCCUGCAGCCAACGUCUUCGCCAAAAUGCCCAUGAGGGACGUAGUUGCAUGGAACGCCAUGCUUGCGGGCUAUGCUAACCAUGGCAUGUACCAUCAUGCCAUUGCCCACCUCCUCGACAUGCAGGACCGUGGCGGCCUCAGGCCUAAUGCCUCCACGCUUGUUUCCCUCCUUCCGCUUCUUGCCCAACAUGGGGCGCUCUUCCAAGGGACAAGUGUCCAUGCCUACUGCCUUCGUGCCUAUCUUGAUCAAAACGAGGAACAAGUGCUUAUUGGAACUGCGCUGCUGGAUAUGUAUGCCAAGUGCAAGCACUUGGUUUAUGCUUGCAGGGUGUUUCAUGGCAUGACUGUCAGGAAUGAGGUCACUUGGAGCGCGCUUAUUGGAGGCUUCGUGCUGUGCGACAGAAUGACAGAAGCUUUCAAUCUGUUCAAGGACAUGCUGGUAGAAGGAAUGUGCUUUCUCUCCGCAACCUCUGUUGCAAGUGCCCUUAGGGUCUGUGCCAGCCUGGCUGAUCUUCGUAUGGGCACACAGUUGCAUGCUUUGCUUGCUAAAUCUGGAAUCCAUGCUGAUCUGACUGCAGGCAACUCUCUUCUCUCGAUGUAUGCCAAGGCUGGCUUGAUAAACGAAGCAACAAUGCUCUUUGAUGAGAUUGCCAUCAAGGACACAAUCUCUUAUGGUGCACUUUUGUCAGGGUAUGUGCAGAAUGGCAAGGCAGAGGAAGCAUUUCUUGUCUUUAAGAAGAUGCAGGCCUGCAAUGUGCAGCCAGAUAUUGCGACGAUGGUGUCUCUGAUCCCAGCUUGUUCUCAUCUGGCUGCUUUGCAGCAUGGGAGGUGCAGUCAUGGCUCUGUCAUAAUCCGUGGGCUUGCAUUAGAAACCUCUAUAUGUAAUUCUUUGAUCGAUAUGUAUGCAAAAUGUGGAAGGAUUGAUCUGUCCAGGCAGGUUUUUGACAAGAUGCCAGCUCGGGAUAUUGUAUCAUGGAAUACAAUGAUUGCAGGAUAUGGAAUUCAUGGACUGGGGAAAGAAGCUACUACAUUGUUCCUAAGUAUGAAGAAUCAAGGUUUUGAACCAGACGAUGUCACCUUCAUCUGUCUAAUAGCUGCGUGUAGUCAUUCUGGACUUGUGACUGAAGGGAAGCACUGGUUUGAUACGAUGACACACAAGUAUGGUAUACUUCCAAGGAUGGAGCACUAUAUAUGCAUGGUUGAUCUUUUGGCAAGAGGUGGUUUCCUUGAUGAGGCCUAUCAGUUUAUCCAGAGCAUGCCACUGAAAGCUGAUGUUCGUGUAUGGGGAGCCUUGCUUGGAGCUUGUCGAAUUCAUAAGAACAUUGAUUUAGGAAAGCAAGUGUCAAGGAUGAUCCAGAAACUUGGACCUGAGGGGACUGGCAACUUUGUUCUGCUGUCCAACAUAUUCAGUGCUGCUGGAAGAUUUGAUGAGGCAGCAGAAGUUCGAAUAAUACAGAAGGUCAAGGGCUUUAAGAAGAGUCCUGGCUGCAGUUGGAUCGAGAUAAACGGCUCCUUACAUGCAUUUGUUGGUGGAGACCAAUCUCAUCCAUGUUCACCUGACAUAUAUCAUGAACUUGAUAAUAUCCUGAUAGACAUUAAGAAACUGGGCUACCAGGCUGACACCAGUUUUGUUUUGCAAGAUCUGGAGGAAGAGGAAAAGGAAAAGGCACUUCUUUACCACAGCGAAAAGCUAGCAAUAGCUUUUGGUGUCCUCAGUCUUAAUGAGGAUAAGACCAUUUUUGUUACGAAGAAUCUCCGUGUAUGUGGAGACUGCCAUACUGCCAUCAAGUACAUGACCUUAGUUAGGAACAGGACUAUCAUUGUCAGAGAUGCCAACAGAUUUCAUCACUUCAAGAAUGGGCAAUGCAGUUGUGGAGAUUUCUGGUGACUGCCAAAACUAAAGACCAUUUCAUGAUCUGUUGAGAUAUAUGAGUACAUUGUGUGAUGGAACUUGUGUCCUUAGUCCUAAUAUGGUUGUCUAUACAGUUCCUCAUGAAGUUCCCUGUUGUAUUCAUUGCCUCAUAGCAUGAAUCUGAGAAAUUAGACAAGAUGUAACCUGAUAAAUUGAAAGGAAAGUCAAGGAACAAAAUUGCAAAAUAAGGUAGGAUUUAAGGUAGGUUAAUUUUUGUUGCACAUGGUUUGUAGAUCACAGUACAAUGUAUAUUGACCCAGGUAACGCUAAUUAGAUUUAUGAGGGCAUUCUUUUAUUCUACUUCAUUUGUGAAGUUGAUUUGUUCCUUUGGUA